Messenger RNA from Oncorhynchus masou masou (cherry salmon), 1138 nucleotides. RefSeq names its product phospholipid phosphatase-related protein type 1. Gene Ontology annotation, biological process: phospholipid dephosphorylation; signal transduction; phospholipid metabolic process. Gene Ontology annotation, molecular function: phosphatidate phosphatase activity. The transcript has 7 exons. Bases 200 to 1138 code for a protein of 312 amino acids. NCBI's taxonomy places the organism in Eukaryota, Metazoa, Chordata, Actinopteri, Salmoniformes, Salmonidae. The record is from RefSeq and is a predicted model, not a curated record. Gene Ontology annotation, cellular component: plasma membrane.
GAGGGGUACUUGAUGGUGUUCUCAUCACCCAUCUCUAAGCUACUAGCAGACACUGUAGCGCUGAAACGCAAUAUGGAGUAGCAUGCACGCGUCUGGGCAUUAUUUUCUUCCAUUCCCUUUGAUGGAUGUGCACGUCCAUUGGAAUAUACGUUCAUCGCACGAUUGAGAUCCAGACUGAUCCAUUCUUUGCUGAGACAACAUGGCUUCUGACAACACACAGCGCAGUUACUCCAUCAUCCCAUGUUUCAUCUUCGUAGAGCUGGUGAUAAUGGCAGGGACCGUCCUGCUGGCCUACUACUUUGAGCUGACCGACACGUUCGGCAUCCACGUCCAGGGGUUCUUCUGCAACGAUGCUGACCUGAUGAAGCCGUACCCCGGGGUGGACGAGAGCAGCUUCAUCCCUCCCCUCAUCCUCUACUGCGUGGUCGCCGCCACUCCCACCAUCAUCAUCUUCAUCGGGGAGGUUUCCAUGUACAUGAUGAAGUCCACACGGGCGGUGCUACUAACCCAGGAGAAAACCAUGGUGACGGGGAAGUGCUGCUACCUGAACGGCCUCACCAGGAGAGUCAUCAGGUUUAUUGGUGUGUUUGCGUUUGGUCUGUUUGCGACAGACAUCUUUGUGAACGCUGGCCAGGUGGUGACGGGUAACCUGGCGCCGUACUUCCUGUCUGUGUGUAAACCCAACUACACCGGCACCGAGUGUCGCUUCACCCACCAGUUCAUCUCCAACGGUAACAUCUGUACCGGCAGCCCGGUCGUCGUGGAGAAGGCUCGACGCUCCUUCCCUUCCAAAGACGCGUCGCUCAGCGUCUACUCUGCUGUCUACGUCACGAUGUACAUCACUAGCACCAUAAAGACUAAGAGUAGUCGCCUGGCCAAACCGGUGCUGUGCCUGGGCACCCUCUGUACAGCCUUCCUCGCCGGGCUCAACCGGGUCUCGGAGUACCGGAACCACUGUUCUGAUGUCAUCGCUGGGUUCAUCCUUGGUAGCUGUAUCGCUCUCUUCCUGGGUAUCUGUGUGGUGAACAACUUUAAAGGAACUCACUCCCCUCCUGCCAAACAGAAGAGUGAAGAUUACCGUGGUCUCCCUCUAAUGACCUUCCCCCGCAUCCAGAGCCCCCUGCAGACACUAACUUAA